AUGAUCUCAUCGUCCAGCACUUCUUGGUUACUUCCCUUUUCAUUGGGGGCUGCCAGCGCUUUGGCGUUGGUAUGGCUGGGAAAUGAGACUUUCGAAAAUACUGCAAAGCAACCUUCAAAGGUCACAAAGAAGAAAUCUGAUCCAAAAACUCCAAAAGUCGAAGCAUUGAUUGACGACGCAAAGGAUGAGCAGGCGGAGUUAUUAAAACACACUCCAAAGGUCGCAGAAAAGAAAGCUGAUCCAAAACCACCAAAAGUCGGAGCUUCGACUAACCACGAAGCAAACGAUGAGCAGGAGGAAAUCAUGGACAAACCUGACUUGGAUCACCGAAUGCUACGAAAAGCUGAAGCAGUAAUUCAGUGGCGUACAACUCGUUUGGUUCUAGUGGUCGAGAGGUGUACAAAUGAUCACAACUACAGUGCCAUUCUUCGAACUGCGGAAGCUUUGGGCAUCCAAAUUGUCUACAUGAUCGAUCCACCAGAAGUCGGCGAUGGGGAAGGCCUGCCAACAAACAGAGUGCAGUCGCAGAAACAACAUUUAAGAACUCCAGAAGAAAUUGAAGCCAGAAGAAAGCACCAUUUGUUUGCCAGGAAUGCGACGGAGUGGUUGGAUGUUCGAGAUUUUACGUCUGCCGAGGACUGUGUCACGGAGUUGCGAAGACAGGGAUACAAAUUGUGGGUGACCGACUUGUCCCAAGAGGCCGAGUGUCUCACCAUGACAAGUCCUGCCAUGCCAGAAAAAAUUGCGUUGGUCAUGGGGACGGAAGCGGUGGGUUGCUCUCAAUACAUGUUGGAUCAAGCCGAUUUGAGAGUAUAUUUGCCGCUUCGAGGAUUUGCAGACUCGUUGAAUCUGAGCGUAGCGACGGCUUUGAUUCUGCACCAACUGUUCAUCAUGGACCCAACACUAGUAGGUGGCAUUACAGAGGAAGAAAAGGCAGAAAUUCGGGAAGAGUGGUAUACCAAACUUUGUCAGCAACGAUUAUUGACCAAUAAGCAAAAGAAAAUACGGUCCAAGUUGCAGACGCAGAUCAAGAGAUGUCAGGCGAUUUGGGACCGAACACAGGCUAGUGACACACCACUCCAACCACAAGAACAACAGAAGCUGGAAGAAUGGGACAAAUGCAAAAUAGAAUUGGCGGAGAUUGAGGCACUAUUAGACCCUGCCAAAGUGAAGGUUGCCGUUCAAGAGUGGCUGGAUAACCCGCCCAAGCCGUUGACCGACGUGCGACGAGCGGAUUCGCAUCGUAUCUGCUAUGUGGGGAAGAAUACUAGAAAGUUUCAUGAAGACCAUUGGAAGGACAUGGUUGCCACUUCAGAUAAAACGACAAUACAUGGGGCCACAGCGAAUGAGUUUCGAAGUAAAGUAAAUGAAGCAAAGAAGUAA
Cylindrotheca closterium is the source of this 1383-nucleotide messenger RNA. NCBI's taxonomy places the organism in Eukaryota, Bacillariophyta, Bacillariophyceae, Bacillariales, Bacillariaceae. The record is from the annotation of a GenBank genome assembly.